AAUCAUGACUAUUAGAUGCAACCUAACUAAAAAUUUAGAUCAAGCUAAGUAAACUAAAACAAAGUUUCCCUUAGCUUGCAAAGUAUUACACCUAUUCUCUCCAAUUACUUCCAAAAAAUGAAUAACCUUAUCAUUUUCUCUACUUUUUCUCUCUUGGUUUCUCUUUCUCAUGCUAUUGAAUUUGAUUUUUGUGUAGGAGACUUGAGUCUCCCAAGGGGACCACAAGGGUAUGCUUGUAAGGAUCCUGCUAGUAUCACAACAGAUGAUUUCGUUUACACUGGUUUUCGUGGUGAAAGAACCACCACAAACAUAUUUAAAAAUAAUGUGACUCUUGCAUUUGCCGAUGCAUUCCCAGCAUUGAAUGGUCUUGGUAUUUCUAUGGCAAGACUAGACUUUGGUGUAGGUGGAGUGAUACCAAUCCACUCACACCGAACAUCAGAAGUUAUUAUCUUAACAAAAGGGUCUAUAAUUGCAGGAUUCAUUGACACAACCAACACUGCAUAUUAUAGAAGACUUAAGGUUGGAGACGUUAUGAUCUUUCCACAAUCCAUGCUUCAUUUUCAAGUUAAUGUUGGUAAAACUCCAGCUACUGCAUUUGUUAGCUUGAAUGGCGCAAAUCCAGCGAUACAACUCACUACCACCGCGUUAUUUGCUAGCAAUUUGCCUGCUGAUAUUGUUGAUCAAAUCACUCUUCUAAGUAAUGAAGAAGUAAUGCGGCUAAAGAGGAUAUUUGGGACUGCUUAGUUCCUUUCGAGUUAUUGUCUACUUUUCUUACUAAAAGUUGUGUUUUAGCACUCAAAUAAUAAUAAUACUCAAAAAGAGAGUGUGUAUCCCUCAAAAAAGAAAAAAGUAUGUGAGUGCUUGUUCUCUUUUCUUAUUCUAACUUUGGAAGUUUGUGCAAAUGUUACCUUUUAUAAUUUAUCCGCAAUAUUGAAUAAUAAUUCUUAAUCUUUGCUUCA
Beta vulgaris subsp. vulgaris (sugar beet) is the source of this 959-nucleotide messenger RNA. Its product is annotated as auxin-binding protein ABP19a. The coding region runs from base 118 to 744 and encodes 208 amino acids. Gene Ontology annotation, molecular function: manganese ion binding. The record is from RefSeq and is a predicted model, not a curated record. Lineage: Eukaryota; Viridiplantae; Streptophyta; Magnoliopsida; Caryophyllales; Amaranthaceae. The transcript has a single exon. Gene Ontology annotation, cellular component: cell wall.